AUGAAAACUCUAACAAUACCUAAUCUGACAGAGUUGUACAAUGCUGGAGUCAAGUUUAAGAGAUCAACUGGAAGCUUGUUAGACAUAAAAUUCUGUCAAGGAACUUUGGAGAUUCCUCGUCUACGAAUACGUACCUCGACAGAAAGCUUUAUUCUGAAUAUGCUUGCCUUUGAGCAACGCCAUUUUCUUGAAUAUUACAUCAAUGAUUAUGUCUUCAUCCUCAACCGUCUCAUCAACAGCACCCAGGAUGUUCAGUUGCUUGUUCAGAGUGAAGUGUUUGAGAGUAAGCUUCCUGAUGCUCAAGCGGUCGUGGCAUCCCUUAAUAACCUUGCCAGGGGAAGUAUCCUGCGCCAUAAACAUUUCAACUUCAAAUAUCUGUGUGAUGGCCUGAAUGAUUAUUACAAUAAACCGUGGAACACAUGGAUGGCAACCUUAAAGCACGACUAUUUCAGCUCUCCAUUGACUAUUUUCGCGGUAGGUGUGGCAAGUGCAGUCUUUAUACUCACCCUCAUGCAAACAGUGUGUUCGUGCGGAGUUCAGUUUAAGAAAUAA
This is a messenger RNA of Morus notabilis, 552 nucleotides long. RefSeq names its product UPF0481 protein At3g47200. The coding region runs from base 1 to 552 and encodes 183 amino acids. The record is from RefSeq and is a predicted model, not a curated record. The transcript has a single exon. Lineage: Eukaryota; Viridiplantae; Streptophyta; Magnoliopsida; Rosales; Moraceae.